Molecule: messenger RNA, 1074 nt
Organism: Camellia sinensis
Lineage: Eukaryota; Viridiplantae; Streptophyta; Magnoliopsida; Ericales; Theaceae
Source: RefSeq, a predicted model, not a curated record
AUGUUUUACCAACUGUCGAGGUAUAAGAAUUGUCAUUUGGAUAACAAUGGGGAAUUGCAAAACAUGUUAUUGCUUGAUAAACUAAUUGGAGUUGAACGAAUUGAUGUUGUUGUUGACCAAAAAUUGGGCAUUGAUAGACAUAGUAGUUUAGCAAAUCCAUACAUUGAAAAUGAGGAUCAAACAAAUUUGCUUUGUAGAUAUUGUGCGCACAGUGAGAAGGUUUUGUUGUCUUCAGUUUGGGCAAAUAAUGUUACGCAUGUUGGUCAAUGUUUUACAGGAGAAGCAUUUGAGUUUCGUACUAUUCUAUGCAAAUAUGCAAUGCAAUGUGGGUUUAAAUUCAAAUAUUUGAAGAACGAUUCAGAACGAAUUAAUAUUGUAUGCUCACAUAGAGAUAAUAGAGGAUGUUUAUGGGACAGACCACUAACGCGGCCCACUAAUGUGGCAUUUACUUUCAAGGCAGACUAUGGACUUGAUAUCAGCUACCAUGUAGCCAGGUUAGGUGUUGAGAAAGUGAGAAAGGCUAUGCAUGGUGAUUACUUAACAUCAUUUGACCUACAGAGAUGGUACGGUGAUGCUAUUCAGCAUUAUAACCCGGGAAAUGAUAUCAAUAUUGACUAUGAUUUGAAGACUAGUCAGUUUAAAAGAUUUUUUGUAGCAUUCGCUGCGUUCAUAAAUGGCUUUAAAUAUUGUCGCCUUUUGCUUUUUCUUAUUGGAACAUUUCUAAAAGAGAGAUACAAAAGGCAGUUGCUUGUAGCGACAGCUAAAGAUGGUAACCAAGGAUUGUUUCCAGUAACCUUUGUUAUUGCUGAUUCGGAUAGUGAAUCGAAUUGGUCAUGGUUUCUAUAUGAACUGUCAAAAGUAAUUGCUAAUAAUAAUUUUAGAGACAAGUUAAAGGGUAUGAAGAAUGGUUUCAAGGAACACUUAAUAGGGAAGUUGGGUGAUUGUGCAUAUGAACCUACUGUGAUAGGUUUUCAUGCAUUACUAGAAGAGUUGAAGAGUGAGAGGAAGCAACUAGCAUAUAACUUCUUGUCAGGGCUAGAACCUGAAUAUUGGGCAAAUGCUUACUUUAGGUAA